This is a messenger RNA of Eurypyga helias (sunbittern), 1596 nucleotides long. It is a transcript of the gene IDH3A, whose product is annotated as isocitrate dehydrogenase 3 (NAD+) alpha. Gene Ontology annotation, biological process: isocitrate metabolic process; tricarboxylic acid cycle. Gene Ontology annotation, molecular function: isocitrate dehydrogenase (NAD+) activity; NAD binding; magnesium ion binding. The transcript is spliced from 11 exons. Gene Ontology annotation, cellular component: mitochondrion. NCBI's taxonomy places the organism in Eukaryota, Metazoa, Chordata, Aves, Eurypygiformes, Eurypygidae. The coding region runs from base 1 to 1440 and encodes 479 amino acids. The record is from RefSeq and is a predicted model, not a curated record.
AUGCAGAUCAUCACGGAGACUUCUAGGGAAAAACGGAGAUUGAGGGUUGCGUCUGGUUGCGAUUUGGCUCGCUACGUGUUUGGCUCGCUACGUGUCCUCUGGUAUUUUCUGGCUCAGAACAGUUCUGGAACGCGGCCGUUAUUCCUGGGGCUGUCGAGAUGCAGCUGCUUUUCGCCUGGAGUAAACAAAAUUUCUUUUGCGCCUUUAAAUAAUAGCCCCUGGAGGCUAAGUCGUCGUGAAAGGCCCGCUUUACGUUAUCUGCGAAAAGACGGAAAGCUGUCAGGAGUUAAUCGCGAUCAUGACUCCCGCGUCAGGAGGGAUGAGUUCUGUGCAGCCUGGUCUCUGCCGGUGGGACGGAUGUUGAGCGUUUCUCGAUUGCUAGGUGCUUUCAAAAACCAAAAACAGGUGACCAGAAGUUUUGGUAGUGCUGUACAAACAGUAACUUUAAUCCCAGGAGAUGGCAUAGGACCGGAAAUUUCUGAUGCUGUCAUGAAGAUCUUUGAUGCUGCCAAAGCUCCUAUUCAGUGGGAAGAGAGGAAUGUUACAGCCAUUCAAGGACCAGGAGGGAAGUGGAUGAUACCUCCAGAUGCCAAAGAAUCCAUGGAUAAAAACAAAAUGGGACUAAAAGGGCCUUUAAAGACCCCAAUUGCUGCAGGGCACCCAUCAAUGAAUCUGCUUCUGCGUAAAACCUUUGACCUUUAUGCAAACGUACGUCCCUGUGUCUCAAUUGAAGGGUACAAAACCCCCUAUACAGAUGUGAACAUCGUCACAAUUCGGGAGAACACAGAAGGCGAAUACAGCGGAAUUGAGCAUGUGAUUGUUGAAGGUGUUGUGCAAAGUAUCAAGCUGAUCACAGAAGCAGCUAGCAAACGUAUUGCAGAAUUUGCUUUUGAGUAUGCCAGAAAUAAUCAGAGAAGUCACGUUACUGCUGUGCACAAGGCAAAUAUUAUGAGAAUGUCUGAUGGGCUUUUUUUGAGAAAAUGUAGGGAGGCAGCAGAAAACUGUAAAGACAUUAAAUUUAAUGAAAUGUAUCUGGAUACUGUGUGUCUGAAUAUGGUUCAGGAUCCAUCACAAUUUGAUGUGCUUGUUAUGCCCAACUUGUAUGGUGACAUCCUCAGUGACUUGUGUGCUGGACUGAUUGGUGGUCUUGGAGUAACACCGAGUGGAAAUAUUGGUGCUAACGGAGUUGCCAUUUUUGAAUCGGUUCAUGGAACGGCACCAGACAUUGCAGGAAAAGACUUGGCAAAUCCAACUGCCCUUCUUCUGAGCGCUGUAAUGAUGCUGCGUCACAUGGGACUACACAAACACGCCACAAAAAUUGAGACAGCUUGCUUUGAUACAAUUAAAGAUGGAAAGGUCUUGACAAAAGACUUGGGAGGUAAUGCCAAAUGUUCGGAAUUCACAGAGGAGAUCUGCCGCAGAGUACGGGACACAGACUAAGCUCUUCUCAUACUACUUGUAAUAACUCCAGAAGGACACAUCACACAAAGUACAUUAUAUGUAACCUGAUAUCCAUAUGCAUAGAGUUUGCUUGUCUCUUAAGAGAGCAAACUUUUUACUUAGGGCCUCUCCAUUAAUAAAUUUAGCCCGGAUGGC